Molecule: messenger RNA, 629 nt
Organism: Sphaerodactylus townsendi
Lineage: Eukaryota; Metazoa; Chordata; Lepidosauria; Squamata; Sphaerodactylidae
Product: cytochrome c oxidase assembly protein COX16 homolog, mitochondrial
Exons: 4
Coding region: 81-374 (97 amino acids)
Biological process (GO): mitochondrial respiratory chain complex IV assembly
Cellular component (GO): mitochondrial inner membrane
Source: RefSeq, a predicted model, not a curated record
AACGCUUUUUUAAAAAAAAAGAACAGGAAGUGCUCCGGGAGCACUAUAUCUAUGCCGGACCCCGCCAAACUGUUCGAGCCAUGGGCAUCUCGCGAACGCUGGCGAGAAACAAGACGCUGCGCUAUGGAGUGCCGAUGAUGCUUCUUAUCAUUGGAGGUUCUUUUGGACUCAGUGAGUUUGCCCAGAUUCGCUAUGAUGCUUUCAAGCUGCGCGGAAAGGUGGAUCCAGCUCUGGAAGAAAGAAUCAAAAAGAAUAAAGUGACACUGGAAUCUGAGUAUGAGAAAUUGAAAGAUGCUAAUUUUGAUGACUGGAAGAACAUCAGAGGACCCCGUCCAUGGGAAGAGCCUGAGUCAGUCCAAGAACAGCAACGGUAGCAGCAGCAAAAACUUGGCUGGAAGUCAGCCUGACUACAGUUUCUUUUUCUGUUCAUAACACCUCCAGAACUGUGUGAUUCUCCCUGCACCUCAUCCCACCCCUGUUCUGCUCACCAGUGAAUGCAAUAGUUAACUCCAGCAAGGAAAUAACUGUUCCAAACUGAUACCAUGCCUAAGCAGAAGCUUUCUGAAUAAACAUCACUCACCAUUCUGAGGUGUGUUUUCUGGUGAUAAUAAAAAUACUUUUAUUUAUAA